AUGACAUCUUCGGGCAUUCAGAUUCUUGAUAAUUUUAUUUCAAAAACUCGACAAGGUUCAAAUUCACAAUAUUUAGAAUGGAUACCUUAUAAUCAAUUUGAAGAUGUAAAAUCUAUCUCGCAAAAUGAAAUUUUAAAUGUUCGCACAGCAAAAUGGAAAGUAGGACCGAUUAAUAUACGAGAAAAUGGAAGAAGAAAUGGCCCUAUAAUCGUUGUGCUUAAAACAUUAUUUGAUUGGAAAAAAAGUAAAUCGGAAUUAUCUACUACCAUCUUAAACCAAUCUCCCGAUAAAUUCCUGCCAAUUUAUGGAAUUACAAAAGAUCCUUCGAAAAAUGAAUUUAUUUCCGUUAUAAAAUAUGCAGAAAAGGGCGAUUUACAUGAUUACCUUGACAGUAAAUUUCCUUUACUGGGUUGGGAUAAAAAACUUUCAAUUCUUUCCUCGUUUCUUCAAGAUCUAAAAACAAUUCAUGAACUAGGGUUAAUUCAUAAAGAUAUUCAUAGCAAAAACAUCCUUCUCUCAAGCAGAGAUUCUUCUCAAAAAGAUCACCCGAACGGACAAGGUUAG
Funneliformis caledonium is the source of this 564-nucleotide messenger RNA. NCBI's taxonomy places the organism in Eukaryota, Fungi, Glomeromycota, Glomeromycetes, Glomerales, Glomeraceae. The record is from the annotation of a GenBank genome assembly.